Messenger RNA from Mobula hypostoma (lesser devil ray), 1078 nucleotides. RefSeq names its product pleckstrin homology domain-containing family H member 1-like. Bases 1 to 927 code for a protein of 308 amino acids. Gene Ontology annotation, cellular component: cytoskeleton. The record is from RefSeq and is a predicted model, not a curated record. Lineage: Eukaryota; Metazoa; Chordata; Chondrichthyes; Myliobatiformes; Myliobatidae. The transcript is spliced from 6 exons.
AUGGAGCUGCAGCUGGACGACCUGCACCUCAUAUGGGAAACUGAGGAAGUGAUAGAUUGGAACUACAGAGAUGUAGUCGUGCCUAAGUUGCAAGUAGCAGACUCGCCCAUCUGGAAGCACCCAGUCCUGUGCUGCAGUAAAGACAGCAUCCUCAAUGCCCUUACCACCCUCCCCUCCAACGCUCUGCAGACAGAAGCACUGAAACUCUUUAAGUCAUGCCAGUUGUUCAUCAACGUGCUGGUGGAAGCACCUUCAAUUGACUACCACGUGUCGUUGGCUCAGAACGCACUUCAGGUUUGCCUGACGCACACCGAGCUACAGAACGAAAUCUACUGUCAGUUCAUCAAGCAGACCAGCAACAGGCAGUCACACAACUUCUCCCUCAUACAGUGCUGGCAGCUCCUGGCGCUGUGUGUCGCUCUUUUCCUACCCCAGCAUCACUUCCUGUGGUAUCUCAAGCUUCACCUCCAGCGCAACGCGGACCCCAGGACAGAGAUUGGCAAAUACUCCAUCUACUGCCAGAGGUCAUUGGAACGCACACUGCAGAACGGGGACCGUGAGGCCAAGCCGUCGCGGAUGGAGACAAUGUCGAUCCUCCUUCGAAACCCUUAUCACCACUCUCUGCCAUUCAGUAUCCCUGUCCACUUCAUGAAUGGAACUUACCAGGUCGUGGGGUUUGACGGUUCCACCACUGUGGAGGAAUUCCUGAACACGUUGAACCAGGAGAUAGGAAUGCGGAAAGCAUCGCAGUCGGGAUUUGCGCUCUUCACAGAUGACCCCUCUGGAAAGGAUCUGGAGCACUGUCUACAAGACACAGUGAAGGUAAACACAAAAUACUCUGCAGAUGCUGGGGUCAAAGCAACACUCACAACGCGCUGGAGGAACUCAGCAGGUCGAGCAGCAUCCGUGGAAACGAUCAGUCGAUGAACAGUCCUGACGAAGGUUUCCAGCCCGAAACGUCGACUGCACCUCUUCCUAGAGAUGCUGCCUGGCCUGCUGCGUUCACCAGCAACUUUGAUACCCAAACACAGACACACUCUCGCUUCAUACACAAACACAGACACACACUCGCUCCAUA